Messenger RNA from Homo sapiens (human), 5423 nucleotides. It is a transcript of the gene TOB2, whose product is annotated as transducer of ERBB2, 2. Gene Ontology annotation, molecular function: nuclear vitamin D receptor binding. Gene Ontology annotation, biological process: negative regulation of cell population proliferation; negative regulation of DNA-templated transcription. The record is from RefSeq and is a predicted model, not a curated record. NCBI's taxonomy places the organism in Eukaryota, Metazoa, Chordata, Mammalia, Primates, Hominidae. Gene Ontology annotation, cellular component: cytoplasm. The transcript is spliced from 2 exons. Bases 1572 to 2606 code for a protein of 344 amino acids.
GCUCACUUCGGGCCGGGGCGCGGGAAGGUGCGGGUUGUUGGCUGAGGCAAGCCGUGGCUCGGGCGACGCGGGGCCAGGAGGGCAGGACCGUCUGCCGGCGACAGCCCAUACCGUCUGCCGUUGCGCGACACGAACCACCCUCCGAUCCGCCAUCCCCGCGUCGUCGCCGCUAGUCCGCCCGCCCGCCCUCGGGCCCCCCGCUGCCGAGCCCGACCUCCUAAGAGCUGAAAGAAAUUAUUGAGAGUCAUAGUCCAUAGCCCCCUGCUUCGUCCCCCAACCCUCAACGACGAAAAGGACUUCGGUCCCCUGGCCCGGCGACGCCCGGGAAGGAAAGGAGAGCGACCUCCGCCCCGCGCUCAGGCCACCCUGGAGGGAGAAGCCGCCCCGCGGCCGGUAGAGCGCCCCGCCGCCGCGGAGACCCGAGUGAGUGAGUUGGGGGGCGUGCGGGCGGGGGGCCCGCCCCGAGACCCAGCCGGCCGGACUACCUCUUCCACCCCGCCCCACUCCCGCUUUGCUGGACUCUCCACGUUGCUGCCGCUCCCUCCCCGCCUGGCCAGCAUUUUCUUUCCCCAUCCAGCUUCCCUCCAGACCCCACUUUCCCCAGCUCCUCUUCUCACGCCAUCUGUGCUCCUGGGGUGCCCAAGAGCUCCUUUUUCUCCCAGUUCCAAGAGUGGCCCUCUCCUGGGUGGGGUGCAUUUCCUCCCUUCCCCGCCUCCCCCGGUUCUUUAUAUCCUAGCUACUCGCUAGAUCUUCCUUGUUCUCCAAAGAAACAUAACUCCCCCCACCGUUAAAUAAAUCCGAGGAAGGAAGGGGAUCCAGGCCUUGUUUUUCUGCUUCUUUUCCCGUGUGCAGGGAAGGGGGGUGGUAAUUGUUAAUAGACUCUAUUUCUGGCUCUGUGGAGCCUGAAGGGUGGAGGGUGGACACCCCCUUUGGCGACGGGACAGGUCAGUGGAGAUUGUCCUUGGGCCACUGAGCCAGAGUUCACCGUUUCGGCUGAGCUCUUUAUACUCUUAAGUGUUUUAAUGGAAAAUUGGGCAGAAAAAAGUACCCUUAGAGCAGUGCCAGUGAGUGGAUUCUGCUUAUCUUGGUAAGGUGCCUGCGAGGUGGGGCCCUACCCCCAAACUCCUUCCCCUCCUGUCCGGAGGAUGAACUGUGCCCUUGACCACCAGAAAUCUGGGAGGGGAAGGAGGGUGCAGAGAGGAGGCACAGCCGGCAGGCCCUCUCCCUCCCCCAGGAGAAACCAGAACCCCGCACAGCAAGCUUCAGCUUGGGGACGGGUGGAGGCCAGUCUCUGGUGCUACUCCGUAUCUAAACGGUCUUUUUCUCCUUCUUACCCACCGUACCCUGGGAAUGGGUCCUUCAUCUCUGAUUUUCCGGCAGAAAAACAAUCCUAUUGCUUUCUUGGGCUUCUACCCCCAUCCCUCCGUGAAGCAUAGGGGGAAAGAAGCUUGUGUGGGAGGAAGGAUUAAGGAGGUUUAACACCCAGCGGGGGAGCUUGCCGAGGAUCUGAGCCGCCUGGAGCCCAAGGCUGUACACGUGCCCUGUGCUGAUUCUCUGCCUAGGAAAGGACCAUGCAGCUAGAGAUCAAAGUGGCCCUGAACUUCAUCAUCUCCUACUUGUACAACAAGCUGCCCCGGCGCCGGGCAGACCUGUUUGGGGAGGAGCUAGAGCGGCUUUUGAAAAAGAAAUAUGAAGGCCACUGGUACCCUGAGAAGCCACUGAAAGGCUCUGGCUUCCGCUGUGUUCACAUUGGGGAGAUGGUGGACCCCGUGGUGGAGCUGGCCGCCAAGCGGAGUGGCCUGGCGGUGGAAGAUGUGCGGGCCAAUGUGCCUGAGGAGCUGAGUGUCUGGAUUGAUCCCUUUGAGGUGUCCUACCAGAUUGGUGAGAAGGGAGCUGUGAAAGUGCUGUACCUGGAUGACAGUGAGGGUUGCGGUGCCCCAGAGCUGGACAAGGAGAUCAAGAGCAGCUUCAACCCUGACGCCCAGGUGUUCGUGCCCAUUGGCAGCCAGGACAGCUCCCUGUCCAACUCCCCAUCGCCAUCCUUUGGCCAGUCACCCAGCCCUACCUUCAUUCCCCGCUCCGCUCAGCCCAUCACCUUCACCACCGCCUCCUUCGCUGCCACCAAAUUUGGCUCCACUAAGAUGAAGAAGGGGGGCGGGGCAGCAAGUGGUGGGGGUGUAGCCAGCAGUGGGGCGGGUGGCCAGCAGCCACCACAGCAGCCUCGCAUGGCCCGCUCACCCACCAACAGCCUGCUGAAGCACAAGAGCCUCUCUCUGUCUAUGCAUUCACUGAACUUCAUCACGGCCAACCCGGCCCCUCAGUCCCAGCUCUCACCCAAUGCCAAGGAGUUCGUGUACAACGGUGGUGGCUCACCCAGCCUCUUCUUUGAUGCGGCCGAUGGCCAGGGCAGCGGCACCCCAGGCCCGUUUGGAGGCAGUGGGGCUGGCACCUGCAACAGCAGCAGCUUUGACAUGGCCCAGGUAUUUGGAGGUGGUGCCAACAGCCUCUUCCUGGAGAAGACACCCUUUGUGGAAGGCCUCAGCUACAACCUGAACACCAUGCAGUAUCCCAGCCAGCAGUUCCAGCCCGUGGUGCUGGCCAACUGACCAUCUACCUGCCCGUGGGGCCAGGAGCACCCAAGACCACAGAAAAGAGAAAGGAAAGGCCAAAAAAAAGAGGAAAAGAAAAAUGUACAAAAAGAUUUUCGAUCUUCUCACUCUUACUUCUAGAAAAAAGAUCCAGCCCAGGCACGGAAUGGGAGGGCCCUGCAAAGCACCCAAGUGUGUUUCACUCACCCCUUACCGCUCGCCCACCGGCCUGUGAUUUAUUUGGUUGGUUUGGGUUUUAUAUUUCUUUUUCUUUUUUUUUUUUCUUACAUGUAGUUUUCUAUAUAACAUCUUUAAUGAGUGGCUUCCUGUGCUAAGAAUGGUCCAGAUGUGAACUGCUGCUCCCUGCUCCUCCCUUCCUCCUUCACACUCCUAGUUUAGGAUUGAUGUGUCCAAGCUCAUAGGGAAGAAAGAGCUGCAGCUGGAGCCUGACCCUCCCUGGAACAGGGAGAGGCUGGCCCGUGUCACUGCCUCUGUCACCCAGCUAUCCUCGCACUCAAAGCCAUCCAACCUCAGCAGGCCUUCUCGGGCCCUGCCACCUGAAUAGGUCUGACCCCAGUCCCCACUCCCUUUCAGGCUGGGCCACAGGGAGUUGCUGGCUGGCCACUUGACACCCUCCCCCUGGAGCUGAUGUCUGUGACUACAGGGAGAUUAGCACUUCGUCUAGUGAAACUCCUUUCAUCUCUGUCCUAUGGCCCCACCCCACCAUUCCCUCUAGGCCCAGACCAUCAUCAUGGCCCUGGCCAUUGAUGUGUAUGGGCUUUCUUUCCCUCAUGCAGCCCCUUCUUCCCCAGGCUGGAUGUUGUGGGUAGGGAGGGGUGUGUGUGUGUGUAUUUGGUUUGCUGUCCUUUUUUAAAGGAUUCCAAGCCAUGUGAAACUUCCCUUCUGGAUGUGAUUCUGGGUCGCAAGUCCUUAUUUAUAUGUGAGGCUGGGGAAUGGGCUGGGGGUAUUGGCAGUCCUUUUGCAGGGCAGUGUGUGUGGUGGGGUGACACCGCUGUGGCUUAGCCCAAGACACUCCCAGAGGAAAACACUGCAGAAGGAACUGGUUUGCAGACUGUGGAAGGAUCUGCAGUUUUGUUUUUGACCAAAAAAAUAAUAAUAAGUUAGCUCUGAAGGGCAGAGGGAAUACCCAAGCCCCUGAUGCCUAUGAGAAGUCCCUGGACUUCAACCCUCCUGUUGUUUGGCCUUAGCCCAGAGGGAGCUGCUCACCUGAGCACCCUUGGGGGUGGGCAGAGAGGCAGGGUGGGAUUUUAGAGUUAGUGUCUGUGCGGGGGCAGCCCUGAGCCUGGAGUUGAGACUUUGGGGUCUCUUAGUUUGGAGGUGUUGAGUGCAUUUGUGCCCCUGCCUGGUUGAGAGCUUCUUGGUACCUCUUGCCACCCCUUCUCACUGCCCUGACCCAACCCCACUGGACCUUGAUGCUGCGAGGAGUGGUGUCCUGACGGACUCAGCACUCCCGCCUGAUGUAUUGGAUCAUAGGAGAGCACUUGCUCUCCUGCCUCUGCCAGGAGAGGGCUUGUUCCUCCAACUCUAGGAGGCCAGGCAAGCAUGGACAGGAGCCAAGGGAGCAGGGUCAUUAACUUUUUCUUCUUUGCAAAGUGGGCACUUGGCAUCAGGGUCCCAAUCACCAGAAAGCACCAAAGCCCCUGGCACCCCACCCACUCCAUCCUACCCAGGGACCCCAAGUAGGCAACUGUUAUGGCAGUGGGUCCAGCCCAGGCCAGCACUGCCAGCCUCCUCUCCCUGCAGUAGGCACCAGCUCUACCUCCCCCGGCAGGCAAUGUCCUGGCUUCUCAGCCCAGCACCAUCUGUUCCCCUAGACUUCUCAGGGGCCAGCCCAGUCUGGGCCACCCUUUGUUUCCCUCAUCCUCGGCUCCCACACAGGUGACAGACCCAGCAGAUAGCUUCUCUCUGGGAAAGGUUGGAUGCUGCCUUACAUCCCCUUCUAGCCCUCCUCCCAUCCACACACACAGGCACCCACCCACACCAGGUCGGCUUGUUUCUCACAUGUAGGGAGAGAGGGGAGACCAACCCCUUUGUGUCUUUUGAAAUACGAAGAAAAAUGUGUGUUCAGGAGCAUGACUCCAGUGCUGCGCUCUUGGGCCCAGUUCAGUCUGUCUUGUCUCAAAUCUAGGCAUUUUUGCUUCAAUUUUAUUUUUUUUAAGAAUACAAAAACAGAAAUCUGCACUAAUUUACCUGGUUUCGUAGGAAAACUUUUUUUUAUUUUUUACAUUUUUUGGUGUCCGUUUGUAUUGAAUAAUUUGCUACAUUUGUAAAAUGUAAGAGGUAUAUAAUAUAUGUAUAUUUCUAACGUAAAAAACAUAAUUUUUUUCUUUUCAAGAUUUUUUCUUAAAAAGAUGAGAGAAACAUAUUUUUUCAGGAAAAACAAACUUUAAAAAAAAAAGAGGAGAAAUAAAACCUUUUCUCCCCUUUCCCCAUCCUCUAUCUAUCCCUCUUUCCCAGGAACAAAUCAAAAGGUGGAUUAUCUUCUGAAGAAUGGAAACUGUUAGUCCAGAAUGAUGUGUUUUUCUCAAUGCAGUGAGUUAUAGAUUCUCUAGUUUUCUCCCUAGGGAUGGGAAGGGGGCAUUGAGGCAAGCCUGGAGAGGAGCCCGGGGAGCAGGGUCAUGAACUUUUUUCUUUAGUGAAGGAGGAAUACAAUCAAGGGUUUUGUAUUCAGAAUGUUGUGCAAUAUUUUGGAAUGGGACAUUGGUGUGUUUAGAGAUUUUAGUUUAAAAACAAAACAAAAAGAUUGAUCAAAUCUGUACAGUUUCUAUUGUUCCAGAUUUUUUUAAGUUUGUAUUAAAAGCAUGAUACAUAAUA